Pocillopora verrucosa is the source of this 1641-nucleotide messenger RNA. Its product is annotated as transmembrane protein 201. Gene Ontology annotation, molecular function: lamin binding; actin filament binding. Gene Ontology annotation, cellular component: nuclear membrane. The record is from RefSeq and is a predicted model, not a curated record. Lineage: Eukaryota; Metazoa; Cnidaria; Anthozoa; Scleractinia; Pocilloporidae. Gene Ontology annotation, biological process: nuclear migration along microtubule.
AAGAAUAUUAUUAUCUGGAAAAAUUGUACCAUGGUGGACUGUGUAGGAGAAAAUGGUAGCACACACUAUCACUAUGCAGCUCCAGGGAGGUACACUGGUCAGCCAUCACUCAUCACCCAACCACAGCUUUGUCAUAAUUGUAACAAAAAUCAAGCUACAAAAAUCCAGGAAUUGAAUUCAUUUGAACCAUCAAGAGAGUCAGACUUCUUUUCAGAAUUUGAUGCUCAUAAAAAUCACCUGGAUAAGAGGUACAAACUAUGUAAUUCCUGUCAUAACACUGUUCAACAUCACUUGAACCUUCAAGAAAAGGACCUGAAAACAUUUGUACUUGGUACUCAUCUGCAAAAGUCAAAAUCAACUCCAACAAAAUUAAAGCCUUUUCAGACAUACUCACCAGAAUCCAAUAUCAUUGUGUUAGCUAAGCUGACUUGUGUUUUCCUUGCUGCACUGUUGGUGUUCUCAGAUUCACCACAUGCUAACCACAAUAAUUGUGGUGAAUUCCUGAGCUAUUGGAGCAUCUCAUUUGUGGCUAACCAAGACUUUUGGUCCAGUUUUCCACACAAAAAUAUGACAACAGCAUCAGCAUGUUUAUUGUUGACUCAGUUAUUUCAAGUAGCAGUGAGGACUUCAUGGCAGAAAAGCUUAGAAUUAAUGCUCUGUCUGUGUAGCUUAGCAAGGAGGAAGUAUUUGCACAUCUUGUUGUGUUGCUUGCUGAUGAAUUUCCUCAUAUUUUUGAAAAAAAAGAGCAGAUUUGGCAUUUUGAUUUUAGUCUCGUGGACCUUACUUUCUGCUCUAAGAUUCUGGGAAGUUUUUUGGCGUAAGACUGACACCAGAUGGCACACCAGAAUGGCUGUGUUCUGUCUCAUCCUGGACAUGUGCUCUUUCUUAUUUUCCCUCCUUUCAUACGCAAGAGGCAUGGUUAGAAGAAAAAAGAAAAGAUGCCAAUUUACACCAAGUCCAUCCAGUGUCGAAAAACAUCACACAUCGGCAGUUGAUUCAAAUGCCAUGGACACAAGUACAUGCUCUGAGAGUACACCCUCUCAUCGUAAAACAUCAACAGAAUUAGAUCACAACCUGAAUGGCCUGUCAUUAGGUUUACCCACUAAGAGAAAGAAUGGCUACAGGAACCCGUUGUCACCAGGGAAUUUUGGAACAGGUUUCUUCUGGAGUCAAACUUUGAGCAACAAUUCAGAGGAGACACCUUUGGUAUCCAUGCAACAAAGGCCCCUCAUCGUUCCUGCAACGUUGCAUUUUUCUGGACUCCGUGACAGAUCUCCAGCAGCCCGAACCUUAGAAACACAAAGUGUUGCUCGCUCUGGUGGUAACUCCUACACUAUCUCCUCGGAUGAGGACUCCGAGUCUGAAUCAGACACAAAAGAUGAGAACUUUCAGCGGAAUUCACAUCUAAUGAAUGACAGAAAGUCAAAAUCAAAGCAAAUCCCAAGAAGGACCAAACGUCAGACUUCUUCCUCGAAGAUAAUAAUGACACCAAUUACUAGGAGUUUGUUACUCCUUGCAAGCUUAUUGUUAAACGCGUAUUUUAUAGUAUCAUUCACCGACUGGCCCCAGCGAAUUCUGUUGUCACUUAGAAAGGUUUCAGGAACAAGUAAAUAAAUCAAAAAAAUAUUUUUUUAAGAAGGC